CGUCGUCAUCCGCCAUCACAUUACCCAAACCAGUCAAUAUGCCCUCUAACCUUGCGGAACUCCCAUCAGAAAUAUACUCAGCGAUUUUGACCCAAGUUCCCCCAGACGAGAGGCAGCAGGCAGUCUUAUCGCUUUCUAGAGCCAUCCCGCAGUCUCCGGUGCCCUUGCACCAUCUAUUCGAAUGCAUCCGCUUAAAGACGUCCGAGGGUGUUUUUCAGUUGUACCGCCGUGUUCGUGGUUCCCCAGAGGAGGCCGGUUGGGUGAAGUCAUUCGCGUUGGAGACUUGGACGGUCGACGCAGAUAUAGUGGUCAACUUAGUAUUCGUCCUCACUUGCCUUCGCAGGAUCACGCUGUUUGUUGGACCGAACUUCGCACCAGAACAUCUGGAGGAGAUAUUAAAAAAGCCGCGAGAGGACUUGCUCUGCCUAUCGUUGCGCUUUCGACCCUACGUACAAAAAGCCACUUAUUAUCAAUUCCUCAAGGGUGCAUAUUUUGACACCACUCUGCAAGCACUCGCUCGAUGGCCAUCGUACAGCCUGCCUACAUUAUCGAUCGUACAGGAUCCUUUGGACCCUGAAAUAGCUCGGGCACAGCGCUUUGCACAGCCCCUCGUAUUCUUUCACCUCGAUGUAUUGUCGAAGCUGGUGUGCUCGCCCUGUUUUCGGUCAGCAUCAAAUUUUCGACUCCGGAUCCCUUCGCGGCAGGUUGCACCUUUCUUGUUCAACACCCCCAGAACUGCUACGGCAUUUGACCCUCCUGGACUUGGGCUGCUGGUUCGGUUCAGCCAUCUGAAACAUCUAAUCUUGGACGGUUGCACUAUUGCGCAAGGGCAAUCACACGAGGGGGAUUGGGCGGCCGUUGGCAAGAUGGUUGCGCUGGGGACCGUCAAGGCAGCUAAAGACCGGGAGAAGAAGCUGAAGACCUGGUUGGAGAGCAACGCAGCUCGUCUGCAGACCAGCGAAGGCGGUAUUUCACAGCAGCCUAUCGGCGAGCAGCGCACAGGAAGAAGAAUUAGGCCCGGACGGCGCGGUCUGGCGACAGCUACAAUUUCCCUCCGAGACUCUCCGCCAAGAGAGGCAGUUCACGUCGUUCACCAUAACAUCAGCGUCCCAAAAAUUCGUGUCUUACCCGCUGCUCCUACCAUCUGCUCCCUCAGCACCACUCUCGAUGCCCACAACAGGGACAUACAUACCAUUCGGACGGAGUUUCAGCAAGGGUGGGGGGAGGGUAUUGCUCAAUUGAAUGCCAUCCACAGACGAUUGUAUCAAUCCUGGAAGAAUGGCGUCAGAGUAAUGUGCAUUUCGGAUGACCAAGACAUGGGGGAUGGGUUUGAAGGCUUGGAAGACAUUGAAAGCGAGACUCUCUUUUAUGAUGUCCUCUGCAUGGCCCCUGUCCUGUGUCUCGCAGAUUCCAACGGGACAAACGAACAUGCGGAGGGAUGUGGCCAUGCUGCGGCUAUUCACAUAUGGGACGACGCUAUCUAGACUGUAGACGGAUCGGCUGGUCUGGUGGGAUUACGAGCGACACGGCGAGUCUAAGACGCGGUACAAUAGGUUGGAGGUUGGCGAUAGGUAGAUAUAUUUAAAAGCGUUUCCCUGUCCAACAUUCGCUUGGUGACUUCGUGCGGCCGUCGCAGAGAGGCCCGAGUUCUAUCGGGGUUCUUUGAAGUUUGGACACUACUCGAUAUUACGAAUAGGUGACCAACGGCUGUUGGUUGCAUUGCUCGUGACACGCGCGUUGAACAUUUUUGCCACCUGUACCUUGUGCACUGCUGAGAACCGACACUAGUAGUG
This is a messenger RNA of Pisolithus orientalis, 1793 nucleotides long. RefSeq lists its product as uncharacterized. The record is from RefSeq and is a predicted model, not a curated record. Bases 39 to 1484 code for a protein of 481 amino acids. Lineage: Eukaryota; Fungi; Basidiomycota; Agaricomycetes; Boletales; Pisolithaceae. The transcript has 4 exons.